UUUAUCAUAUUAUUUAUGCCGUUCUGUCAGCACAGUAAUUUUACAGAAAAUGGCCGAUGUCAAUCAGAUUUAAUUUCCAAAAUGUUUUGUCAUUGUAGAGGAAGGGGCUCAUCCUUGGAGGAUUCAAUGGCAAGAAUAAAGUUAUUAAAUGAAGGUAGUACACUGAUCACUGAAGGUCCCCCAGAGAGGCGUCUGCUCAGUACAAGUAAACAGGAAAUAGACGAGCAAGGAAAUAUUAGAAGAUGGACGUUGGGAGUGAAGAAUCCACAAAAAAUUAUGAGAACAAUAGUUCUGUUGGGAGAGACGGGAACAGGGAAGAGCUCUCUCAUCAAUGUGAUGACAAACUACAUCCUGGGAGUAGAAUGGAGUGACAAGAUCCGCUAUGAGAUCGUCAAGGAGAAAGUGAGGGACCAGACUGAAUCUCAGACUUCAGAAGUGAAUGUUUACGAGAUCUUUGGGUAUGAAGAUAUCCGAGUGCCAUUCUCCCUCAGAAUCAUUGAUACUCCUGGUUAUGGAAACACAAAUGGAGAGAGAAGAGCUAAGAAAAUUGCAGAAACUCUGUGUUAUUUGAUCCAGUGUGAAGACGGAGUUCACCAGCUUGAUGCAGUCUGCUUAGUUGUGAGGGCAUCACAGAACCGCCUUACCCCACAGCAACGCUGUAUUUUCGAUGCUAUUCUCUCUUUAUUUGGGAAAGACAUAAAGAAGAACAUCAUUCCAGUCUUCACAUUCUCAGGGGUGGGCAAACCUGCUGCCCUUGCAGCUCUUGAUAAAUUUGGUUUCUCAGGGUAUAGAGAUGAAAAGAAUAAUCUAGUUCACUUCCGAUUUGAUAACACUCCUGAGGAAGAGUAUGACGAGGACACCUCACCCGACUAUUUCAAAAACGCCUGGGAAAAAAGGAAGAAGACCAUGGGAGAUUUUUUCAAGUACCUGAAUACUCUGGAAACAAGAAGCUUGGUGAUGACGCAUAAAGUUCUGUUCGAACGUGAGAGGCUGGAAUGCUGCGUGAAGAGUCUUCAGGAUCAGAUUGUAAAGGCUGAACAUAAGCAGAAUGAGAUCAGGCAAACGCAGGAGGCCUUGGAGAAGAACAAAGAGGCAAUACAGGAAAAGAAAAACUUUGAAUAUGUUGUGGAAGAAAGUUUUACAGAAAAAGUUGAAUCAGAUACGUAUGCAACUGUCUGUAAUAAAUGUCAGUUCACUUGCCACUAUCCAUGCAGUUUUUUCCAAGAUAAGAUUUUCUGGUGCGCAGUAACUCCCUACUCAGACUGCAUAUCAUGUCCUGGGAAAUGCAGCCUCUCUGAUCAUGUCACAGAAAAAAUGAGGUAUGUGCUGUCAGUCAGAAAGGUGACAAAGACAUAUGAGCAGCUGAAAGAGAAAUAUGAAGAAUUAUGCAGGAGGUCUGAAAGUCUGCUGAAAAGGCUUCAAGAGGAAUUAAGCGAAAUAGAAAGUAAAAAGCAGAAGUUUAUUUUCGAAUCAUACAACCAUAUCAUUAGACUACAUGAAAUAGCCCUGAGGCCAGAGUCAUUGUCCAUCUUGCAGAAUAUUAACUUUCUGAUUGAAAAGCUGCGUGAAACUAAACAGACUGAAAAAGUUCAGAAACUUGAGGAAAUAGAUAAAUGGACUGUGGAGGCACAUAAGUUUCAGGGGGAAGAGCAGGAUCUUUUCAAUGUAUUACCCACAAUUUAGAAAAGUCUUCCUGAAAAGAGAAGCUGUGAAUGGCUGUGGGCACUUCACUGACAUUUCCCACUGAGCUGAGAUGAGAAAGGGAUUAGAAAUUAAGAUUUUAUAUAUAUCAUAUUUUAUAUCAUAUUAAAAUUAUUAUCUUUUCAUAUAAUUUGUUUUUAUUUAGACUUUGGAUUUCUUAAUGCAUAUUGAUUGUAAGAAUGCGGUAUUUCAUAUUAUUCAUAGAAAUCUAAAGGUUUUUGAUUAUGUUGACAAAUAGUUUCAAGGGACUCAUAUCUCUGUUACUUUGACCUAUUUUGUUUUAUUUUCUCAGAAUAUCAGAAUUGAUAGCAAACAUAAUUAAAUGCCUGAAUGUCAGCAACAUUCCCAAACUUACAAACUUGUUAAACUGUUAGAUCUAAAAUUUGAGUUUUAGAUUUGAGAUCCUAUAGAGACUGUCUAGUAAUUGAGGACUCCACUUUAACUGAUGGGUGUUGAAAGAACUGAGCAAAGCCUGGUAAACCAAAUAGUAUCUGCAUUACCUUUAACAUACGAUGG
Messenger RNA from Brienomyrus brachyistius, 2217 nucleotides. RefSeq lists its product as uncharacterized. Gene Ontology annotation, molecular function: GTP binding. The record is from RefSeq and is a predicted model, not a curated record. The transcript is spliced from 2 exons. NCBI's taxonomy places the organism in Eukaryota, Metazoa, Chordata, Actinopteri, Osteoglossiformes, Mormyridae. The coding region runs from base 16 to 1683 and encodes 555 amino acids.